AUGAAUUCCGGCGAAUCAGACGCCGUCAACGAAUCCCCAAAUUCCAUUCCGCCUCUCAAGGACGAAUUCCGAUCAACUCUCCUUUCCUCCGCCUCAACCUACGCAAAAGGACCGCUCGCAGGCCACUCGACCACGUCCGAUUUCAGCUCGUUCUCGGUCGAAGUAAUCUACGACAUAUUGGAAGUCAAUUCACUCCUCAACGAAGCAAUCCGAGAUCUCCGACGCAUCGCCGACCGCAUUAUCGCCGCCGGCAAUUCCAGAGAGUGCAUCCACUUCUAUGCCGGCGCGCGGAAGUCCGCCUUGGACGAGAGCUUCAAAAUUUUAGGAAUCGAGAAUUCGAGCGCGAAGAUCAUCCAGCACCUCGAGUGGCGCGUCCAGCAGCAGAAGAUCCGGCUAUGGAUCCGCAACGCCGAGAUCUGCGUCCGAGUUCUCUUCGCCGAGGAAAGGCGAUUGGCCGAGCAGAUCUUCAAAGGUUUGGGAAAUUCCGGUUUUGACGAUGCUUGUUUCGUCGAAACCGUCCGCGAUCACGCCGAUUCGCUCUUCAAUUUUGCCGAGGCAAUUAGCAACGGCCGGAAAUCGCCGGAGAAAAUGUCUAGUGUUUUGGAUCUGUACAUAACGAUCUCAAAUCUGUUGCCUGAUGUGAAAACGAUUUUCCAGUGGAAAUUUGGGAUAUGUGUGUGUAAAAAAGCUGUGGAUCUGUUGCUUAGUGUUAAAUGGUGCAGAAAACAUAAUUGA
Salvia splendens (bonfire salvia) is the source of this 735-nucleotide messenger RNA. RefSeq names its product exocyst complex component EXO70B1. Lineage: Eukaryota; Viridiplantae; Streptophyta; Magnoliopsida; Lamiales; Lamiaceae. The transcript has a single exon. The record is from RefSeq and is a predicted model, not a curated record. Gene Ontology annotation, molecular function: phosphatidylinositol-4,5-bisphosphate binding. Gene Ontology annotation, cellular component: exocyst. Bases 1 to 735 code for a protein of 244 amino acids. Gene Ontology annotation, biological process: exocytosis.